Messenger RNA from Salmo salar (Atlantic salmon), 6007 nucleotides. Its product is annotated as ceramide synthase. Gene Ontology annotation, cellular component: endoplasmic reticulum; membrane. Gene Ontology annotation, molecular function: sphingosine N-acyltransferase activity. Gene Ontology annotation, biological process: ceramide biosynthetic process; lipid homeostasis. The record is from RefSeq and is a predicted model, not a curated record. Lineage: Eukaryota; Metazoa; Chordata; Actinopteri; Salmoniformes; Salmonidae.
UCAAAGCCUACCAUACCCGGGAGCAAGGGGGAGGAGAUAGAGGUGACAGCGAGCUGGUUAUGUAUCCGGCUUAAUGGCUACACUUUAUCCACAGCGGGACUGUAUCAUGCAUACACUAGGAUUUUUUUUCCUAGACUGUUUGCUGAAAUUAGUUCUACGACAACGGAUCCAGUGCGACAGGUCAUAAAAUAAUAUGCAGCUGAAGACUUCACAGUGAAUGUAUCGGGCAAGCAAUAAGGUCGGUUGAUAUGGCAUAACUGUUCAGAUAUCAGUAGGCUAGUGCGGCGGCCAAACGCGAGAAGAGCUGUGCCCUCGCAAUAUAAAUCAAAACACUCGAGAGAGCCAUCGACUUCAAAAGCAUUUUGCCGCUCAGAAAUACAAUUAUUGAAGCAACGAUCCGAAGGCAGCACGUCGGGGAGGGAGUCAUAUUCUGAUUCGGACCAAUACAGAAAGCACACGCCAGAAGCGGGGAGGACACACACAUCAAUUUGUCUUGCUUGACGCACGUUCUGAUUUCUUGCAGAUAUCCAGAACACGGAAUAAGGCAACAAAACACAAUAAUAAUGUGGAACAAUUCUCGACGUGUAGGCUACAACCAGGACCCAACACACUGAUUUCCCCUUGAUCCGACCGACCGGGCCGCAGAACGGGACGCCUCACCACCCGAAUGUAAAUUUAGCUUAUCCAUCCCUUUUCUUUUUUACUCUCCCUUUUAUUACCUCAACACCCAAGUCUUCUUCGUUCUCACCAUCCUGCUCCGAGACCCAGAAGCCACCAGGCCUCUGCUGGUUAUGAGCAGGGGGUUGGGAGGGAGGUGUGGGGAGUUAACAAACAUACCACCCACAGCUUUAUCGUAGCCUUCUCUUUCCUGAUGCAUCUAUUUUAUUAACAUUAACCGUAACCACUAGCAAGUCCAUUUUCAUUCCCCAAAUAUCCCCAAAACUAGCCUACUAAUAACAAAUACAGCAUUUUACUACAUACUGCAUUAGCAAAACACUAGCAUAACAUUACUACUAGCAUAACAUAACUAGGAUAACACUACUAGAAUUCUGUACUAGUGUUCUAUUGACAGUACUUACACGCUGCCACUCAUUCUAACGAUAUAGCUAUCAAUACCUUCAAACAUCUAGCAGCAAAUGAUAAUUGGAAACUGCUACCAUAGCUUUGAGAGUACCCUGCAUAGAUCAGUCAUUCAACCUUUCCCACUUGUCAAGUGGUUUGAGGGCAGUGGUGAGGUACCUGUUGAGACACACACACACACACACACACCCACACACUCAGGGACCAUGCUGAGCAUCCUGGCUGCUGGCUCCAUCUUCUUCCCGGGCCUGUUCCUGCUGUCUAAGAGAUGCCUGAAACACAACCCAGGCCUGGCCUUGAGCGAGGGAGAGGCCACCAUUGUGUCUGCCAGGCUGGUGUCAUCCAUCCAAGCCAUCAUGGCUUCCUCAGCUGGCUACAUCAUCGCAUCCUCCUGUGAGGACAUCGUCGAGGAUCAACACUGGCUUACCAGUACCUACAUCCUGUUUGCGGUGCCCUACUUUGUGUACGACAUCUACGCCAUGUUCCUGUGCUACUGGCACAAGCUGCAGGUUAAAGGGCAUGAGGAAGAGGGCGGCAGGCCAAAGCCAAUGGGCUCGGCAGUGGCCAGCUACCUGCGCAGAGAGUUCCUCAUGGUGCUGCACCACGUCGUCAUGGUGACCAUCUGCUUCCCCGUCUCCGUGUUCUGGAGGCAGGGAAAGGGGGAUUACUUCCAGGGUGUCAUGUUCAUGGCUGAACUCAGCACUCCGUCCGUCUGCCUGGGAAAAAUCCUCAUCCAGUUCAAGAAGCAGCACACUCUUCUUCAUAAAGUGAAUGGCGCUCUCAUGCUGGUCACUUUCUUCAUCUGUCGAGUUCUGCUCUUCCCCUACCUCUACUACGCCUACAGCAGGUAUGCCUCCAUCCCCCUCUACACAGUGCCCCUUGUGGCUCCCUGGCAGUGCAACGUGGGGGCCUUCUGCCUCAUGGCCCCACAGGUCUACUGGUUCACCCUCAUCUGCAGGGGCGCCUUCCGCCUCUUCACCGGGGCCUCGCGCUCCCGGCCCCCGGCCACCCUCAACAAGCCUGAUGGGGGCUGCUGCCCCGGCCAGGGAGCCCCUUUACCUCCCCCGGCCAACGGCUACAGUCCCGUCCCCCACCAGACAGACAGAGAGACCGACACACACUGAGAAAGAGGGAGGGAGAGAUGGAGAGGAAGAAGGAUCACUGUGGGGACGGGGACAGCCAGACCAGGCUGGGAAGACAGGUCUGUCAAGGGAAUCUAUUGUACUGUAUUGCAAUGACACUAUAACCUAGGAGAGAGAAGAGAGGGAGAGAGAAAUUGUUUCUCAUCCUCUCUCCCUCCCUCUAGUGCCCCUUCAGAGUUACAUGGACCUCUGGAAGAAGAGAGAGAGAGACUGAAAGAGGAGAGGGUAAAGAAAGAAAGAAAUGGAUAAGGGAGAGAGAUAGAAGCAUAGACAGGAGAAAGACUUGUGAAAUGGCAAGUAUUUAAAUAUUACGUGUCUGUACACACUGAUUUCAAACUGAAUGGGGGGAAAAUGAAUGAAUUGAAAGCAAAAGGAUGAUAGGGUGAGAGAACACAUUGAAGAUCAAUAGUGAUAGAGGGAUGCAGAGUUAAAAGGACAGAUAAAAAGUAUUCUUCUCUUGAAAGAGAAAUGCAACUGCUGUUCUAGAUUAGGGAAGGAUACAAAAUGAAUAUAUAACGUAUAGAAAUAUGUAGUAAAUGAUUAUUUGGUGACCAGUUGAUUUUGGUGACUGCAAAAAGGGGGAUGAAGACAAUACCAGUAUUUCAACUUGAGAUCCUUGUACUGUGUUAUUUGUAAUUCAUAAUGAUCCACUCUGGAUCGAUUGAGUGAGUCUUGUCUUGGGAAAGGACAGAGGAACACGCACCGGCGCCUCUGGUAUUGCUUCGUUCUGCCUUCUCUCCACUCUGAAAUUCUCUCCCUCUCUCACUUUUCUCCUGUUAGAAAACUAAUGUGGGAGGACAGGAAGGGGGUUUACCGCAAAAUGUGACAAGUUUAUAAUAGUAGAUGAGUAAAUGUCAUUUUAGGUUUUUCUCAUUCAAAGCAUUUAUUUAUUUAUUAAUGUUGAUAUUUUUUUAUGUAUUGUGACUUCUUAGUAUUGGUAGACAUUUUUAUUCCUCUUGUACUCACUCCCCACUUCAAUCAAAAGAGGAGAGAAAGAGAGAUGGAAUGUUGGAGAGAUUAAUAGAGGGAGAGAGGGGGGGGGGUAGUAGACUCAAAUGGGACAAUGAUGCAGCUGUGCUGUCCCAGUCACCCACCCAAGUUGAGUAAUGCUGGCAGGCAGUCUUCAGUACACGACUGGGUAGGUCUGUGCAGCUUACCAGAUCUUUACGAUGCCUGGAGAGCUGUUUAAUGUCUCAGAAACCCCAUCAACAUGGUAUAAUGAUCAGGAACACUGCCAUCGUCACCGUGGUUCUGUAAUGUUAGGGAAGGCUGUUGUGGAAUUAGGUCUCCUGCAGGCUAAACAGGGUAACCACAUUUUAGAAUCUACAGGCGCUCUACAGGCGCUCUACAGGCGCUCUACAGGCGCUCUACAGGCGCUCUACAGGCGCUCUACAGGCGCUCUACAGUCUGCUGAUGUAAGGGAUUCCUAGAUGACCUAAUGCAGGAUUAUGAAGGUUUUAGACAGAGUAAGUUGUUGCAGUGUGUUCAACCGUAUGGGGGGAAUUUGACAUAGAUUGCACUGGCAACUGUGGUACUCUUUAUUCAUUGAGGGAUUUGUGCGAUAGGGCCGAAGAAGAAACAUAUUGACAAUGCACUGAGAGAAGGGACUGAUGAGGUUGGAUUGGGUGGUUGUGGUGGGGAAGUAAUUUUCACAUUUUUCAACCACUAUUUAGUUGUAGUUUUUUGUGUGUUUGUUUUACUUGUGAUUUUAAUUAUGUUUUGGUGUCGUUUACUCAUGUUGACACAGUGUGCAAUGGCACUAAUGUAGCUAUCUACUGUAUCUAAGGUUGCGUCAUAAAUGCCAUUUGGGACGAAGCCUAAGUCAAGAGGGUUGAAAUGUGGUCCUUGAAACUCAAUCCCAAGGUGAGCGGACCUUGAACACUUGACCACUGCCUUGGGUUGUAACUUGGAGCCUUGGGUUGUGACUCUACUAGCCUGGUCUCAGAUCUCUCCCGGUUCAUAGAAGAAAAGUGAACACAGAGGGACUACUGUAUAAUAUGCUGGACUAUACUUACUGCAUCAGGCUGUUUUCUGCUGAAUAGCUGCAUGAUGGGAAUGAGAGAAUGGCUUUUUGACAAUUGGCCGAUAUUAACCUGGGAACACUGUAACACUUAACUUAGAGUUACUAUUUACAAUGGUCAGUUAUGGUACUAUUUAAAAUGGCUUAUUGAGGACUUGUUAAUCGCCGCACCCAGAACCAAAUCAGCUGCUCGAUUUUAACAUUUUGAAAUGUUUUGUUAUGAUAGAUAUUUAUUUUUUCAUUCUUGCUUUAUAACUGAUUUAAAGGCACUGAUUAAAGGUACAUUGAUUGGGAAAUUGUAUGAUCAACAUUAUUUUCCAUGCCAAAAAGUAGACCUAAGCGUCCGACAAGGGAUAUCAACUGUAGAGUUGAUCGUACAAAUCAAAUGUCAUUCCCAAAAAAUGAAUUAUGUUCACAAAUGUCAGUUCAAAUCCAAAUUGUAUUUGUCACAUGCGCCCAAUACAACAGGUGUAGAUCUUACAGUGAAAUGCUUACUUACAAGCCCUUAAAUAACAAUGCAGUUUUAAGAAUAAUACCUAAAGAAAAAUAAGAAAUAAAAGUAACAUCAUUAAAGAGCAGCAGUAAAAUAACAAUAGCGAGGCUAUAUACAGGGGGUACCUGUACAGUAUCAAUGUGCGGGGGCACCCUUUAGUCGAGGUAAUUGAGGUAAUAUAUACAUCUUGGUAGAUGUAAGAUUAAGGGGGUCUAUUCAAUCUGCAUCACGGAAGUUCAGCUUUUCAGCGUUAUUGAAAUUUAAAGGCAAUGUUCCCGCUUUAUCAGAGACUGCAUUGACGGUAAACGCUGCAUAUUUCGACUCAAUCGGAAAUUGCCUAUACAUUUCUAUAGCGGAAUCUGUAACGCUUCAGCUUUACAGAUUGAAUAGAGCCCUAUGAUUAUUUUUAUGCGUAUUCAACACCAGAGCAAUUUUUUUCUGUUCCUCAUCUGACAAAGAGGUCACUGAAACUGCCACAAAAUAUAAAUUUGCACUCGAUUACAAAGUUUAGUUCGAGAAGAUACUCUUUGAGUGAGUGAGAUAGGUGUUGGAGUUAAGACAAGUUGGUGAUGAUUUAAGCCAAAAAUGUGAUAUCUUCUUCUAGUGUUUACUUUUGCAACUGACCCCCUCUAGUCCAUUAUAAAUUAUGCCUUCAUGUUAAACCCAAUGAGCAAAAAAAUAUGUCUUUUGACCAAUUUUGCUCACUAGGUAGUGUUACCUCCCAAAAGAAAACAUUAUCCAUUUUACCAGUUCCUACAGUUCGGUAUGUCCUGUCAUGGAAAGUAUUACAAACAAAUCGACUGCAUCUUCCAUAUUGUUUGUUUGUUUUAUACAUUUAUUUUAAUGUGUCUCUGUUAUUUAUUGAAAUGGUUUGAAUGUACAUACGAAUACAUAUAUAAAUUAUAUAUUUCCUGUACAUAUGGGCUUGUGUUCUGUCUGUUGACUGCUGCCUGACUAACCGUGGGCUCUGUAUCUGAAAUGGCACCCUGUUCCCUACAUAGUGCACUACUUUUGACCAGGGUAUGGUUAAAGUAGUACACUACAGUAUAUAGGGAACACUGGGGUGCCGUUUCGGACGCAGACCUGUUCUGUUUGCUGACAUACUCUGCUCUCGUCUUCUGCUCUGACUACCAACAUGACAUCAUGAUUCUAACGUUCUAGCACCACUGCACUGCUUUUCAAAAUAAGCACCAAGAACUUUGAGUGAAGUUUUCCUUUACAUGCAACAGAUUGACCAAUAAAAUCCUCCCCAUUGUUUGUGCAUAAAGAAGA